AUACUUUGAUUAUUGCGUAGCAGCAUGUUGAGUCAAGUUGGCCGCUCUGGGUUCCAGCCCUUCAUCCAGAACCUUCUGCCCCGGAUACAGUCUACAGCUCUCUCCAGAGCUCACCGUGUCCAGCCAUCAGCCAUCAGACAUGCCCGUUGUUGGAGCAACAUCCCCUUUAUCACUGUCCCCCUCAGUCGUGCUCAUGGCAAGUCUUUUGCCCACCGCAGUGAGCUGAAGCAUGCCAAGAGAAUAGUGGUGAAACUUGGAAGUGCUGUGGUGACCAGAGGGGAUGAGUGUGGCCUGGCAUUGGGGCGCUUGGCAUCCAUCGUUGAACAGGUGUCCGUGCUUCAGAAUCAAGGCCGAGAGAUGAUACUGGUGACCAGUGGCGCUGUGGCCUUUGGCAAGCAACGCUUGCGCCAUGAGAUUCUUCUGUCGCAGAGUGUACGGCAGGCACUGCACUCGGGGCAGAACCAGCUGAAAGAAAUGGCCAUCCCAGUCCUGGAAGCUCGAGCCUGCGCCGCAGCGGGACAGAGUGGGCUGAUGGCCCUGUAUGAAGCCAUGUUCACGCAGUACAGCAUCUGCGCUGCCCAGAUUUUGGUAACCAAUUUGGAUUUUCAUGAUGAGCAGAAGCGCAGGAACCUCAAUGGAACGCUUCAUGAGCUCCUCCGAAUGAACAUCGUUCCCAUUGUCAACACGAAUGAUGCUGUGGUCCCCCCAGCUGAGCCCAAUAGUGAUCUUCAGGGGGUAAAUGUCAUUAGCGUCAAGGAUAAUGAUAGCCUGGCUGCUCGGCUGGCUGUGGAAAUGAAGACUGACCUCUUGAUUGUCCUUUCAGAUGUAGAAGGCCUCUUUGACAGCCCACCAGGGACAGAUGAUGCAAAGCUCAUUGAUAUAUUUUAUCCUGGAGACCAACAGUCUGUCACAUUUGGAACCAAAUCAAGAGUGGGAAUGGGUGGCAUGGAAGCCAAGGUGAAAGCAGCCCUCUGGGCUUUGCAAGGUGGCACUUCUGUGGUUAUUGCCAAUGGGACCCACCCGAAGGUGUCUGGGCACGUCAUCACAGACAUUGUUGAGGGAAAGAAAGUUGGCACCUUCUUUUCUGAAGUAAAGCCUGCAGGCCCCACUGUUGAGCAGCAGGGGGAAAUGGCUCGGUCUGGAGGAAGGACAUUGGCCACAUUGGAUCCUGAGAAGAGAGCAGAAAUCAUCCAUCAUCUGGCUGAUCUGUUGACGGACCAGCGUGAUGAGAUCCUGUUAGCCAACAAAAAAGACCUGGAGGAGGCAGAGGGGAGACUGGCACCUCCUCUGCUGAAGCGCCUGAGCCUCUCCACAUCCAAACUGAAUAGCCUGGCCAUUGGCCUGCGGCAGAUCGCAGCCUCCUCACAGGACAGUGUGGGGCGUGUUUUGCGUCGGACCCGAAUUGCCAAGAACUUGGAACUAGAACAAGUAACUGUCCCCAUCGGCGUCCUCCUGGUGAUCUUCGAGUCUCGCCCCGACUGUCUGCCCCAGGUGGCAGCCUUGGCUAUUGCAAGUGGUAACGGCUUGUUACUCAAAGGAGGGAAGGAAGCCUCGCACAGUAACCGGAUUCUUCACUUCCUGGCCCAGGAGGCCCUCUCGAUCCACGGAGUCAGGGAUGCUGUCCAGCUGGUGAAUACCCGAGAAGAAGUGGAAGACCUCUGCCGCCUUGACAAAAUGAUUGAUCUCAUCAUCCCACGUGGCUCCUCACAGCUGGUCAGAGACAUCCAGAAAGCGGCGAAGGGCAUUCCAGUGAUGGGGCACAGCGAAGGCAUCUGCCACAUGUAUGUGGACUCUGAGGCCAGUGUUGACAAAGUCACCAGACUCGUCAGAGACUCCAAAUGUGAGUAUCCUGCCGCCUGCAAUGCUCUAGAGACUCUCUUAAUCCACCGAGACCUGCUGCGGACGCCUUUAUUUGACCAGAUCAUUGAUAUGCUGAGAGUGGAACAGGUAAAAAUUCAUGCAGGCCCCAAGUUUGCCUCCUACUUAACCUUCAGCCCCUCCGAAGUGAAGUCCCUCAGGAUCGAGUAUGGGGAUCUGGAAAUGUGCAUUGAAGUGGUGGACAGUGUCCAAGAGGCUAUCGACCACAUCCACAAGUAUGGCAGCUCCCACACAGACGUCAUCGUUACAGAGAACGAAAAGACAGCGGAGUUCUUCCUCCAGCACGUGGAUAGUGCCUGUGUGUUCUGGAACGCGAGCACGCGCUUUUCUGAUGGCUAUCGCUUCGGGCUAGGAGCUGAAGUGGGAAUCAGCACAUCUCGAAUCCACGCCCGGGGCCCCGUUGGACUGGAAGGGCUUCUCACAACCAAGUGGCUACUGCGAGGGCAGGACCACGUGGUCUCAGAUUUCUCGGAGCAUGGGAGUCUGAAAUACCUUCACGAGAACCUCCCGGUUCCCCAGAGAAACACCAACUGAGAGCCUUCCGAGAAACCCAGAAGACCCCGAAUGUUCCGCAGCAGCCU
Molecule: messenger RNA, 2459 nt
Organism: Sorex fumeus (smoky shrew)
Lineage: Eukaryota; Metazoa; Chordata; Mammalia; Eulipotyphla; Soricidae
Gene: ALDH18A1
Product: aldehyde dehydrogenase 18 family member A1
Exons: 17
Coding region: 25-2412 (795 amino acids)
Cellular component (GO): cytoplasm; mitochondrion
Molecular function (GO): glutamate-5-semialdehyde dehydrogenase (NADP+) activity; glutamate 5-kinase activity; ATP binding
Source: RefSeq, a predicted model, not a curated record